Molecule: messenger RNA, 3231 nt
Organism: Strongylocentrotus purpuratus (purple sea urchin)
Lineage: Eukaryota; Metazoa; Echinodermata; Echinoidea; Camarodonta; Strongylocentrotidae
Product: zinc finger protein 665-like
Exons: 3
Coding region: 1-3135 (1044 amino acids)
Biological process (GO): regulation of transcription by RNA polymerase II
Molecular function (GO): DNA-binding transcription factor activity; RNA polymerase II cis-regulatory region sequence-specific DNA binding
Source: RefSeq, a predicted model, not a curated record
AUGCGUCAGAAGCACUCCCUUGCGAAGUGCGAGGAGUGUGGGGCGUGCUUUGAGGAUGAGGCACUUCUCCAGAGGCAUAUGAAGAUGCACAGUCAGGUGACCAUGUUCAUGUGUGAUAUCUGUGGCUCCACGUUCACCAAGAAGAGCUACCUCACCUUCCACAUGGUUGUGCACGAGAAGGAAGACCUGAGCGAGAGGAUGAGCAUGAAGGAAGUCGAUGAAGGGAAAGUCCCUGCAUUACCCCCCAAAGGUCAGAAACAGUUACAGAUUGUGGAUGAUGACGAGGAUGAUGACGAUGUUGGAGAUGGAGGGAAUGACCCUGAUGAUAUCGACUGGGAGGAACCGUUAGCAGCGAAGAAGAAAGGAUCCAUGUUUGAUUGUGACAGGUGUUCCCGAUCGUGUGCUUCACUAAGAGGUCUGAAGAUGCAUCAGAGAAUGCUGCACAUAACGGUUGAAGAGGAACCACAGUCUGAAAGCAGUGAGGAGGAGGAGGAGGAUGCAAAGACAGAAGAGGAUGCCAUGAUUGAGAAGAAGGGAGGCAACGAUAAGAGUAAACAUUGCCCCGUUUGCAAGAAAUCGUUUGUGAGCGUGCGUCAGCUGACAAGGCAUGAAUCCACACAUGCGUCCUGGGAUUGUAUGUACUGUUCUAAGACCUUCAGGACAUCCUGGAUCCUCAAGGAACACCUCAACACCCACACGGGACAGCGUCCUUAUCAAUGCACCGAGUGUGACAAGACCUUCAAGAGCCACGGCGCCCUGAGGCGACACACCAUCAUCCACAAAGGCACCAAGCCAGCCACAAGAAACGUCGAUCAUGCAGGUGACAAGCAGGUGGAAUGCGACGUCUGCCUGAAGAAGUUCUAUACCGGCUUCCAGAUGAGGACCCAUCGUCUCACUCACGGGGGGCAGGACCACAAGGAAGAAAAUCUCCUGCGUUGCGAGAGUUGCUCCAAAGCAUUCCUCAGCCCAAGUGGUCUCGAAAAGCAUAAAAAGUCUGGGAAAUGUGGAAAGAAAUUCACCUGCCCCUUCUGCACUGACUCAUUCAUUUACAAGUACGAGCGGGAGAAACACAUGGAGACUCACGCUGAGUUUGUGAACAAGGCUGAUAAAGAAGAUGAAGUGACCGAUGGUGUCAAGAAAUCUAAAGUCUUUAAGUGCCCUAUAUGUGAGCAGAAGUUUCCCAAUCUGCGUACCUUCACCAUCCAUCGCAAGAAACACGAGAGAGGAAAGGUCUAUGCAUGUGAAGUAUGCAACAAAGUUUUCUCAACGCCCAUCAGCCUUAAAUAUCACCGGAAACUGCACACGGGUCAAGGACCGAAGUGCUCGGUGUGUGAUAAAACCUUUUACAAUUUGAAGUCCCUCAGGAGGCAUGAACGGAUACACACCGGACAGAAACCUUACAACUGUGGCUUCUGUGAUAAGGCUUUCAGUGACCAAAGUGCGUGUGCUUCACACAUGAGGGUGCACUCAGCAGAGAAACAGAAGGGUCAGCGAACCCAGCACCAGAAGAAGGUACACAAGGUCAAGAUGGAAGAGGGUAAUGAGGCUGAGGGAGAGGUUGUUAGCUCCGAAAAUGGUCCAGUUAUCAUCCCAAACGUCAAGAGGGUGUUCAAAUGUCGCGUCUGUCAAGUGGAGUUUGAAGCGAAAGAGGAGCUGAAGGAACACAAGCUGACCCAUAAGGAACUGGAGAAUGGAGAUGAUGAGUAUGUUCCUAUAUCGGUCAAGGUUUCCAGACCUAAGAAAGUGGUUGAGACGUUCAAGUGUGACAUAUGCAACAACAGCUUUGCCCAGAAGGCUUAUCUAGAACGUCACAGAAGAGUUCACACGGGUGAGAAGCCCUUUGGCUGCACGCUCUGCGAGAAGAAGUUCUCCGACAUGACUUCCCUGCGUAGGCACAAAUCCAUUCACACUGGAGCAAAGCCCUUCUUGUGUGAUCUGUGUGGAAAGUCCUUCCGUGACAAAUCAUACCUGAACCUACAUAGGCGGAUGCACGCAGGAGACAGGCCAUUUGCGUGUGAGCUUUGCCCUCGGAAGUUUGUACGAAAGAACUUCCUGAAUGCCCACAUGAAGCUCCACCAGGGCAUCAAGCCAAAGAAGCCUCCAGAGAGAUCCUUCACCUGCACCAUCUGCAACAAAGUCCUGAAGACCCGUGCCAGUUACCAAACCCACAAUAGGAUUCAUACAGGCGAGAAAUCCUUCUGCUGUACUCUUUGUGGCAAGGCCUUCCCAACGAAACCUCGUCUUAUCAACCACGUCCGUGUGCACACGGGAGAGAAACCCUACGAGUGCGAGACAUGCCACAAAGCUUUCACCGAGCCGGGUACUCUCCGAAUGCACAAGAUCAUCCAUUCUGGCCUGAAGCCCUACAAGUGCGAGACCUGCGAUCGAGCCUUUGCAGACAAAAGCGCCCUCAACUCUCAUGUUAAGAUGCACACAGGGCAGAAGUCGCACUCCUGCGAGUUCUGCGGGAAGAUGUUCUGGACGGCCACCAACAUGAGGCAGCAUGCCAAGACCCAUCGCAAAAAGUCCAUGUUUGAGUGUGGGGUAUGUAGCAAGGAAAUCUUUGGACAGGAGAACCUGACAGCUCACUUGGUGGAGCAUGAAGCGGAACAUCGCGUUGCCUCUCAAGCUCUGGCUCAGACCAUGAUGGCCGCUCAGGUCAUGAUGGACAAGGUCACAGAGGUGGUCCUCCAGGAAGACGUUGUCACCACCGAGAACAAGGAAUUCCAGUGUGAGGUCUGCGAGAAGUUCUUCAAGACAAAGAAGACACUCCAGAAACACGGUGCCAUCCAUGACGAAGAGAAGCGCUACGAGUGCGACGUCUGCCAGAAGCGCUUCUCCAGGAAAGCUUACCUCGUCAGCCAUUCCACCAUCCAUACGGGAGAGAAGCCAUAUACGUGUGAGGACUGCGGGAGGCAGUUCAGGGACCGAAGCUCUAUGAAGCGGCACAUGAACACCCACAAGGGCAUCAAGCGCUACGAAUGCAACGUCUGUCAGAAGCAGUUCACGGACAAGAGCGCCGCCAACAUCCACCUCAGGAUACAUACUGGUGAGAAACCUUACGAGUGCUAUGAAUGUAAGAUGUGUUUCUCACAGAGUGGACACCUUGUAGAUCAUAUGAUCAAAAGUCAUUGAGUGGUAUUCCCCAAAGUGGACUAACUUUAGUCCAUGGUUUAAUCCACCAACUAAAUAUGGAAUACCAAGUGUCCAUAUGAAUAUGUUUUUGAAUAA